GGACCAUUACUUGAAAAAAAAAACAGAGCAUCUACAAAAACAGAGCAUUUUUUUCCCCCAAAACAUAAAAAAAAUUAAAUGGAUUCUUCUUCUUGUUCUUCUCAUUUCUUCUAUUCUAUGAAUUCUGAUUUAAAUUCUUCUGAUUCUUCAUGGGAAUGGUCCAAUUUAAACAUAUCAUCUUCUCUACCUUUCAACGUUAACGACUCCGAAGAGAUGCUUCUUUUCGGUGUUCUUGCUAACGCUGCUCAGGAAACAACUUCAGAGACAGUUACCUCGUAUCGCGUUAAGGAAGAGGAAGUAAGUUCAAAAUCCGAGGUAAUUGAGGCAAAACCUGGGAAGGAGAAGUCGUUUCGAGGUGUUAGGAGGCGUCCAUGGGGGAAAUUCGCGGCGGAGAUAAGAGAUUCUACUAGGAAUGGUGUUAGAGUAUGGUUAGGAACAUUUGAUAGUGCGGAAGAUGCUGCUUUAGCUUAUGAUCAAGCCGCUUUUUCAAUGAGGGGUACAUCUGCCAUUUUGAAUUUUCCAAUUGAGACGGUUAGGGAGUCUCUACGUGACAUGAAAUGUCACGUGGAUAAAGAUUGUUCCCCUGUAAUGGCGCUAAAAAAGCGCCAUUCAAUGAGGAAAAGGAAUACGAGUUCCAAGAAGAGUAAUAAUAAACUAGUGAGGGAAGUUAAAAUGGAGAAUGUAAAUAAUGUAGUUGUGUUUGAAGAUUUGGGGGCUGAUUAUUUGGAACAACUUUUGAGUAGUAGUUCAAGUGAUCAAAGUUGUUGUGAUGCAACAACUUAUUUUAGUCCAUGGUAAAAUCAAAGAUUUAUCCAUGGUUUUUAUUUAUUAUUUUAUUUUUAUUUCUUUUUGUCUUAGGGGUGGGAGGAUUCCGUCUCUUUGUUGUAAAAAUUUUGGUGAUGGUUGUAAUUUAAGCUUUAUGUGAUUUUGUUAGAUGACUAGAGACUCAUUUUCAUGUU
Molecule: messenger RNA, 959 nt
Organism: Solanum dulcamara
Lineage: Eukaryota; Viridiplantae; Streptophyta; Magnoliopsida; Solanales; Solanaceae
Product: ethylene-response factor C3-like
Exons: 1
Coding region: 79-798 (239 amino acids)
Biological process (GO): ethylene-activated signaling pathway; regulation of DNA-templated transcription
Molecular function (GO): DNA binding; DNA-binding transcription factor activity
Source: RefSeq, a predicted model, not a curated record